This is a messenger RNA of Xyrichtys novacula (pearly razorfish), 3829 nucleotides long. Lineage: Eukaryota; Metazoa; Chordata; Actinopteri; Labriformes; Labridae. The record is from the annotation of a GenBank genome assembly.
CUUUCAGCUUCACACUUGAACAUUGAUUAGCACAUCCUUUAUUGGUCAGUCCCCAUAUCCCCACCCCACAGAUGAGCUAUUAUUAUCAUAAAUCAGUGCAUUUGUCUUUUUAUUUUUCUUUCUGCUCUGCACUAAUUGCGUACACACUUGUUUCUAAAGUAGAGCUAAAUACCUUGUCUUACUUCUGUCCUUGGUUCUGAAACUCCAUGUUGUUCUCUGUGUGCAUUUUAAGCACACAAGAUAAGAUCUGAGUGGUAAUUUAUUUAUUUAUUCAACAGUAUAAAUGAGCUACCCUUGUUGUGCUUGUAGAUGUUUCAGAUUGUUCCUUGAGGGAGAAGAAUUAUCAUUAGAAAUAAUAGACAUUUGUCUUUUUACUCAUUAAUUGUCUUUAUUUAUAAUGUCUCAAGUUUUACACAGGCUAAAUGUUUGUUUGUUUGUUGACAUAAAACGGCCAGUGUAUUUCAUAGUGAAUUUUUAAGUAGAUUGCUGUGUUCAGUUUGUACUCACGGUGUCACUGUAGACCAGCUAAGGAGUCAGAUGUUCAGACUGCUUUUCACACCACCCUUAUUCCAUUGGACCAUCCCUGUUCUUUGUAGCCUUCAGUACCGACGGUAGAUACUCGAAGCACACAUCUUUUGAUCUCCAACGUAUUUGUAUGUUCAGACUGACGAGGUCUAACUAUACCACUACUAUCCUAGGAUGAUGUCUAAACGGAGUGUUGUUCAGAUCUGCGGCUUUGUCUUUUUCUUUGUCGUGGUGCAUUACGCUCACGGGGACCUGAGCUAUUCUGUCCUGGAGGAGCAGAAGCGAGGAUCUGUUAUAGGAAAUAUUGCGAAGGAUCUGGGCCUGGAGGUGGGCAGACUGUCUGCUCGAAAAGCUCGUGUUGAUAUGGAGGGAAGUGACAAACAAUACUGCGGGGUAAAUCUUCAGAGCGGGGAUUUAUUCGUUUCUGAAAGAAUUGACCGAGAGGAGCAUUGUGGAGAAAAGCCUUCGUGUGUUCUCAAAUUCGACUUGCUGUUGGAGAAUCCAUUGGAGUUACACCGGUUGUCUCUGCAGGUGCAGGAUGUUAACGACAACGCGCCGAUUUUUCCGAAGGAUAUAAUAAAACUAGAGAUAAGAGAAUCAGCUGACAAGGGAGCCAAGUAUCGUAUUAAUGCAGCUCACGAUGCAGAUAUAGGCAAGAACUCAGUUCAGAGCUACAUUUUGCAACAAAACCCUCACUUUGUUUUCAAUAUUGAGACGACGAGCGCUGGUCGGAAAUACGGUGAGUUGGUUUUGGACAAAGAGUUAGAUCGAGAGGAGCAGCAGGAGAUGAAAUUAUUGCUCACAGCUGUUGAUGGAGGCUCUCCUCAGAGAUCCGGGACUGUAGUCAUACACGUCAUUGUACUAGAUGCUAAUGAUAACGCCCCAGUGUUCACUGAGAGCAUCUAUACAGCAACGAUAGCAGAAAACUCACCUAUCGAUACACCUGUGAUCACUGUGAGUGCAUCUGACGCAGACGAAGGUGUCAACGGAGAAGUUACGUAUGAAUUUAGUCGAAUCUCUGAUAAAUCUCGAAAGCUAUUUUCACUGGAGGAGAAAACUGGAGUGAUCAGUGUAGCUGGAAACAUCGAUUAUGAAGAGGGAUCCAAAUAUGAAGUGUUUGUUGAAGCUAAAGAUAGUUAUGGUCUUUCAUCAGAAGCAAAAGUGAUAAUUGAUAUAACUGACAUCAAUGAUAAUGCUCCAGUAAUAUAUCUGAAAUCACUGACUAACCCCAUACCUGAGAACGUGUCACCUGGUACAGAGGUGGGCAUCAUUAACGUGCAGGACAGAGACUCUGAUAGUAACAGACAGGUCCGCUGCUCCAUUCAGCAAAAUGUCCCUUUUAAGUUGGUUCCUUCUAUUAAAAACUAUUAUUCUCUGGUGAGCACAGGACAACUGGACCGUGAACUAGUGUCUGAUUACAACAUUACAAUCAGUGCCACUGACGAGGGCUCUCCACCUCUGUCGUCGUCUAAAACUGUUCAGUUAUCUGUAGCAGACAUCAACGACAACCCACCUGUGUUUGAGGAGCAGUCGUACAGCGCAUAUGUGAGUGAGAAUAACAAAGCUGGCUCCACUUUAUGUUCUGUUAGUGCUCGAGACCCCGACUGGAGACAGAACGGUACAGUGAUUUAUUCUCUGUUAGGCGGUGAGGUGAACGGUGCCCCGGUGUCCUCCUAUGUGUCGGUGAACGGAGACACGGGGGUGAUCCACGCUGUGAGGUCGUUUGAUUAUGAACAGUUCCGGAGCUUCAAAGUUCAGGUGAUGGCCAGAGACAACGGUUCUCCUCCUCUCAGCAGCAACGUGACCGUGAGUGUGUUCAUAUCAGAUGUGAAUGACAACUCUCCUCAGAUCCUGUACCCCGGGCCAGAGGGCAAGUCGUUCAUGACCGAGCUGGUCCCCAAAGCUGCACACGGAGGCUCUCUGGUGUCCAAAGUGAUAGCGGUGGACGCGGACUCUGGACAGAACGCCUGGCUGUCGUAUCAAAUAGUGAAAUCCACUGAUCCGGGACUUUUCACUAUUGGUGUCCACAGUGGAGAGAUCAGGACCCAGCGGGACAUUUCUGAAUCUGACAGCAUGAAACAGAACCUUGUAGUGUCAGUGAAAGAUAACGGGCAGCCCUCUCUGUCUGCCACCUGUUCCAUGUAUUUACUGAUUUCUGAUAACUUGGCUGAGGUGCCAGAACUGAAGGACAUUUCUUAUGAUGAGAAGAACUCCAAACUGACCUCUUAUCUGAUCAUCGCGCUGGUGUGUGUGUCGACGUUUUUUCUGACCUUCAUCAUCAUCAUCCUCGGUGUGAGGUUUUGUCGCAGGAGAAAGCCCAGACUGUUGUUUGACGGAGCAGUGGCCAUCCCCAGCGCGUAUCUCCCUCCUAAUUACGCAGAUGUUGACGGCACAGGAACUUUACGCAGCGCUUACAAUUAUGACGCCUACCUGACAACAGGGUCUCGAACCAGUGACUUUAAGUUUGUGUCAUCGUACAAUGACAACACACUGCCAGCUGACCAGACUCUGAGGAAAAGUCCAUCAGACUUUGCUGAAGUGUUUGGAGACUGUGACGACUCUCCUGAGGUAGGAGCGUGUGCCUGAUACAAAUACUGUUAAACGCAUAUUGCUCACUUACCAGGACAGCGAUAGAUCAUAUACCAUAUGGUUACCAUGGUUAACCUUGCUUACAAGACUGUAGUUUGUUUGUGUGUGUGUGUGUAGUUGUCGUUGUUGUUGUCGUUGUUGUUUGUUGGUUUCUUGCCCCUUAAAAGCCAGCUUUGAUGGGCAUACGUUUCUUUAAAUGCUGCGUCAAUUGGAUUAAAAUUAAGAGACCGCUGGUACAAUCAGAACCCAUUUACUUGUUUUUUUUGCAUGUUAAAUUUUUUAACUACGUUGUGUUUUAGGUCCCUCAUUUUUUUCCUUCGUCUUUGGCGCAUGAAGCGAGUAAGAUUUCAGCAGUUUUUACCUUUUCUGUAACUAUUUUUUUAUAUAGGCUUCUGAUGUUGAUGGUUUUACUGAGUUAUCCCCCAACACUAAACUUGAGUUCAGAGUCUUCAAGAAUCACUUUCGUUUUUUUCUUUUUUCUUUUAAAAGUUUUUAGCUAUAUGUUUAUGUUUUUAUAAUCUUGAUCAAUGAAACAGCUGAAAUGCUAAGGUUUCCUCUCUAAGAUAUCACAUCAAUAUAUUGUCCUCUUAGUUUUCAGUCCAAAAUCUUAUCAAUUUAUGAACCUAACCAUGAAAGGCCAAUUUUGGCAUGCAUCUUAAAAACAUCCUUCAUGUGUGGUCGAAAGGUACGCACUGUGCACACUUGCCCUUGUUUG